AUGGGAUCCAGACUGUUCUCUCAAAUAUAAAUAAAACCCACUCUUCAUUUUAUAAUCUUAUUACUUUCUACACACUCAUUCAUCAGUCACUAUAUAAACACACACUCACAAACACUAAAACCCACAAGAUCAAAUCAAGAUCCAAGAAAAAUGAGAACCCAACUCAUCUUUCUACUCAUCUCUCUCUUAGCCUUGAACUCUGAAUCACUAAACUGCUAUGAAAAUAACCCACGAGGCCAUCCCUCAGAUCUAAGAGUGUUCCAUAUUAGCAGCCCUUGCUCUCCAUUCAAACAACCAAACACUGUCUCAUGGGAAAAAACACUCCUUAAAGACAAGGCUCGUCUCCAGUACUUGUCAAGCCUCGCCGUAAAAUCUUCGGUCCCAAUCGCCUCGGGACGUGCCAUCGUUCAGAGCCCGACUUAUAUCGUGAGGGCUAAUAUCGGGACACCAGCUCAGCCCAUGCUCGUGGCUCUUGACACUAGCAAUGACGCUGCUUGGGUUCCUUGUUCUGGCUGUGUUGGCUGUGCUUCCUCUGUUCUCUUUGACCCUUCCAAGUCAAACUCUUCCCGCACUCUUCAAUGCGAAGCUCCUCAGUGUAAACAGGCUCCAAACCCAACGUGCACCGUAGGCAAAUCAUGUGGUUUCAAUAUGACUUAUGGUGGAUCAGCCAUCACAGCAUCUCUGACACAAGAUACACUAACACUAGCCAAUGACGUCAUCCCAAACUACACUUUUGGUUGCAUCAACCAAGCCACUGGAACAUCGUUGCCAGCGCAAGGACUCAUGGGUUUAGGUCGUGGUCCAUUGUCUUUAAUCUCACAGACACAAAGUCUUUAUAUGUCCACGUUCUCGUAUUGCUUGCCUAAUAGUAAGUCCAGCAACUUCUCGGGAUCGUUGAGAUUGGGACCUAAGUUUCAACCACUUAGGAUCAAGACAACUCCAUUGUUGAAGAACCCUAGGAGGUCCUCUCUUUAUUAUGUUAACUUGGUCGGGAUUCGUGUCGGGAAUAAGAUUGUGGAUAUUCCUACAAGUGCACUCGCCUUUGAUCCGGCCACAGGAGCUGGCACCAUCUUUGACUCUGGAACGGUCUUCACGAGGCUAGUUGAACCAGCUUACCUUGCCGUAAGAGAUGAGUUCAGACGACGCGUCAAGAACGCAAACGCAACAUCACUCGGAGGUUUUGACACUUGCUACUCCGGCUCUGUUGUCUUCCCACCUGUCACGUUUAUGUUUGCGGGAAUGAACGUGACUCUGCCUCCGGACAAUCUUCUCAUCCACAGCUCCUCCGGCAACACCAGUUGCCUCGCCAUGGCCGCAGCUCCGAACAACGUAAACUCUGUCCUUAACGUUAUCGCUAGUAUGCAGCAGCAGAACCACCGUGUCCUCAUCGACGUACCCAAUUCCAGGCUCGGCAUUUCCCGUGAAACAUGCACCUAAUUAAAAUAUAAGCGUGGUUGUGUUUUUGUACUAUCUAUCUAUCGCGUUUUGAACUUCUUGAGUUUGGAAACAAUAUAAAUUGAAGAUUUUUGUGUGUGUUUGAUUA
Raphanus sativus (radish) is the source of this 1543-nucleotide messenger RNA. RefSeq names its product aspartyl protease AED3. The transcript has 3 exons. Gene Ontology annotation, biological process: proteolysis. NCBI's taxonomy places the organism in Eukaryota, Viridiplantae, Streptophyta, Magnoliopsida, Brassicales, Brassicaceae. The coding region runs from base 151 to 1437 and encodes 428 amino acids. Gene Ontology annotation, molecular function: aspartic-type endopeptidase activity. The record is from RefSeq and is a predicted model, not a curated record.